AAUUAUUUCACUGGAUACAUCCAUUAAGUAACAUGACAGAAAAGAAUGAAGAUAAUACCGAGAACGAUAACAAUAUUGACAGGAUAAAACUAGUAGCUGACAAGAAAACUUUUUUGGAAAAACAGUAUCUUCAGGUUCAAAGAGAAAUUAAAGUAUCCUUUGCUCGUUUGGCACAAACAUUAUAUGCUAGAGAGAAACAACUUUUACGACAAUCAGAGGCAAUUUACAGACAACAAAUAUCUUUGGCAUUAUCUAGCCAAGAAACUCUUCCUCCAUCUAUAGCAAUACUAGAUGAGAGAAAUAUACUUGAAGAACAAAUCAAACAAUUUGGAAGAAUAGAGCUGACAGGUUCAAACUCGACAGCUAUAACUAAUUUAGAACCCUAUCAAAUUCAGGAAUACCAGGACAUUAAUAAAGACCAUGUCAGCUUUGACAAGUCCAUUAAAAUUUCAGAAAUUAUUUCUUCGAAUACAAACAUGGAAUUUUCUUCUAUGGCAGAAGACAGAAAGAUGGAAAAUAUUUGUAAUGAAUUAAAGACUUUUAGUGUAACAAACUUAACAGAUAAAUUGAGUAAUAUUACCGAUUUCCAAGAAAAAGAUUCUGAAAACAUGCUUGACCAGUCAUCAAACGCAAACUUAGAAUUUCAAAUAAACGAUUUUAAUCUACAAAAUGUUAGUAUUGAUCAACAAGACGAUGGCAAAUGUUUCAAAAAUUCAAUAAGAAACAUUGUGGAAGAACAACACAAUUCUUAUGAACUCCCAGAACAAGUUCAACAGUGGUUAGACCAGAUUGUUCUGGAAACUGAAAUAGAACCAACCAUUCAUGAAGUAGAAAAGCUACCUGAAAUAUCAGAGACGUGUGUCUACACAAAUCUCCAAUUAGAAACAUAAAAUAAAUAUUUUUAUUUAACCGACCAACCCACCAUAAAGUUUUGUAUAAUCUAUUUAUUCUUUAUUCUUCUAGAGAUAAAAGAUAUCUCUUCUUGGGAUCAAAUCUUUCAUCAUAAUUGAAUAGCUCAUAUUCAUUUUUUUCCAUGCAUUUGAUUAUAUAUUUAUUUAUUUAUAUUAUUGUUAAUCUAAUAUUAAUUAAUUACGGAAUGUUCGUCUUAGUAAUUAAGGAUCAAUAUUAUCAAUUAUCAAGAAGAUUGUAAUACUGUCAGUAUUGGGAAGCUAUUAAUCUUAAGGAUUUUCAAAAGGAACACACUUUAUUAAUUAUUAAUAAUGAUUUUAAUACCCGUGAUGGAAAAAGUAAUAAUAAUAAUUCAGUGUUAUUUUACGAAUGUUAAUAUGCAUAAACAGUGAUAUUAAAACGAGUUUAAACAUGUUAAUUAUAUCGAAAUAUUAAUGAUACUAUGAUAUUUUUUAAUUAAUGAAAACUAAUUAAACGAUAAUCAAAUAUGAUCAAUAUUUGUAGUUACAAUUUAAAUUUUCUCCGCUAACCAGUAAUUGGAAGCUUUUUAAUUUUCUACUGUUUUUUCUAAUUAUUUUUAAACAUUUUUUUAUAAAUAUUUUAAUAAAAAAAAUAAAGAUUAAUGCAGCUAUGAAUUUUUUUUCACAGAAUUCAAGUAACUGACAAAGACAGUAAAAAUUAACGUAUUAGUUGGGUGUUAAUCGGUUAGUUCUCUAUGUAUUCCUUAACCCCUUAUUGCCUGAUAUAUUAUAUACUUGUGAUAUUUCUAUUAUGUACAAAAAUUGUUAUAGUACGAAUUAAAACUUACUUAGUAAAUAUAAAUACAUAAAAGCAAUUCGACCCUGAGACAUAUUUGUACUCUAUGUUUAAAAAAAAAAAAAAAAAAUGAGUACAUAUUUAUUUGCUUUCCUUUAACUUCUUAUAUUUUCAUAGUGUUAAUAAAUAAAUUAAAGCAUUAAAGGGUUAAUUAUUGGCUUAUAUUUGUACAGUAAUUAAUCUUCUUGUAUUGCUUUCUUUGGAGUUACUUGUAUUAAACCAUUGGAUGAUUCGUUUUGAUUAUUGA
Molecule: messenger RNA, 1972 nt
Organism: Hylaeus anthracinus
Lineage: Eukaryota; Metazoa; Arthropoda; Insecta; Hymenoptera; Colletidae
Exons: 2
Coding region: 33-890 (285 amino acids)
Source: RefSeq, a predicted model, not a curated record